Coffea arabica (coffee) is the source of this 1293-nucleotide messenger RNA. RefSeq lists its product as uncharacterized. Lineage: Eukaryota; Viridiplantae; Streptophyta; Magnoliopsida; Gentianales; Rubiaceae. The record is from RefSeq and is a predicted model, not a curated record.
UGCGCAUGUUCUUCCACUAUCAGCAAAAAAAAAUUAAGGGAACUUAGUGGUGUUCUUUUUUAUUGUUUCAGCCGUCUGGACUCUGAACUAAGUUCAGGCAAUAAUAAUGAAGGAACAUUCAUGGCUUUGCACUUUCAUCACACAGAUUUCCCUCUGUUUCUGUGUUUACCUAGCAUUUAACAUGGGUGACAGAACUGAGAGUAGCAGCAGGCCUGUUGAGACGUACUUUAUGAGUGUUGCAGGAGGUUUUAGGCCUGAAAAUGAACAGACCCUUCUUCUCAAACUGAUGGAGAAGGUGGCAAAAGUGUACAAAGUACAAUUUGUAGUGAGCAUUAGUGAACUUGGGGAAAAUGAUCCUCUCGGCCUGAAUGCCACGUGGUAUUUUCAGUCUCUAAAACUUCCCUGGUACACAACAAAAUCAUUCAAAGGACAAAGACCUGGUUCCUACCUCAAGCAUACAAAAGUUCAAUAUGGGAAAACCUUAGAUAUUGUAAUUGUGAAUACAGAGUUAUUUCAGGGCCCUUCAGCUGGUGCUAUUGAGCAUCAGUUACUGUGGCUCAUGAAGACACUGGAAGAAAGCACCAGUGACUGGCGCAUUGUUGUUGGUUUCCACCCACUGUUAGCUUGUAAUGGAAGUACGGAAGCUAAAGACAAUCCUCUGUGUCUUCAUGAAAUGUUUUUGAAUCAUCGAGUGGACGCUUACCUCAGUGGCCAUGCUUGUACCGAACAUGUUCACAAACAGAGUGCAAAACAGCCUGGUAAUGCUGAUCAACCGGGCAAAGGACCUUGUCUUACUCCAAUUCGUAGGAUAUUUGAUCAAAACAAGGAAAAGGUGAAUGGUUUGCUUCUACACAGAGUCAGUUCCCUAGAACUGGUAACUUAUUCAAUAAACUUGGAGGGGGAUGUUGCACACAAGAUUGAACUUCAACAAAGUGGUAGAGAAGCCAUGUGAUGUGCUCAAAGACCUUAUAAUCAUCCCAAAGCCUUGGUGCUUGUUUUGCUCUACCUUUUGUCUUCUGUAUAGAUUUUCAAUUAUUUUCAUAAUUUUAAAUACCAUGUCUUUGAUCUCUUUCUGAGUUUCUGGCUUAACAGUAACAAUCUUUGAUUUGGUUCCUGAGGUACCAUAUUAGGUCCUGCAAUUUAAGCAUACUGAGUGGUACAUUUGCUGGAGUUGUUUCUUGUACCCUUUAUGAGAGGCUUGUUAUUCUUGCGUCUGGUCUUUGUGGAUAAGGUCAGGAGAUACACAUCCUUUCCACUACCAAUUGAUAUGCUAAAAGUCUUCCCUUUCCAAGA